Messenger RNA from Verticillium alfalfae VaMs.102, 402 nucleotides. RefSeq lists its product with no specific name. The record is from RefSeq and is a predicted model, not a curated record. Bases 1 to 402 code for a protein of 133 amino acids. The transcript is spliced from 2 exons. NCBI's taxonomy places the organism in Eukaryota, Fungi, Ascomycota, Sordariomycetes, Glomerellales, Plectosphaerellaceae.
AUGGCGCCGGCGAAUCAUGGCGGCCCUUUCCCCGCGGCGAUCAUUCGCCCCGGAGAGCCCGCAGCCCGCCUCCCCCCCGAGACCGUGACCGCGACUGGGACCGCGACCCUACGUGCCCGGCCGGUCCCCAGGGCGGCCUGGCCACUCGCCGCCGCCGAGGAUGGGUCGUUCACCACCGAGACCUGGGAGAACACCACCGAGACCUGGGAGAUCACCCCUCAGGACUGGAAGAUCACCCUCGAGGCCUGUGAGAUCACCCCUCAGACCUGGAAGAUCACCUCCGAGGCUUGGGAGGUCACCGCUGAGGCCUGGUCGAUCGCCACCAAGACCAGGAAGGUCACCGCCGCGUAUCGGGAGAUCGCCGCCCAGAAUGGGGCGCUCACCGUUGCGCCGAAGGUCUAG